Cantharellus anzutake is the source of this 579-nucleotide messenger RNA. RefSeq lists its product as uncharacterized. The transcript has a single exon. The annotation marks the transcript as partial. NCBI's taxonomy places the organism in Eukaryota, Fungi, Basidiomycota, Agaricomycetes, Cantharellales, Hydnaceae. The record is from RefSeq and is a predicted model, not a curated record.
CCGAAGCCCAAAGGAAUAUUUAAUGGAGAUAUCGAGCAAACAUACUACCACAGGUACGUCAAUUCGAUUGAAUACCUAACGAACGAACGCACUGAGCUGACGUAUAUCCAGGGCACCAGUACUACCGCCCGGGCACAGACUCAUAACGCAUGAAAGUGCUCGCGAAAACGCCAAAGAUCCAUUCGGACAGUGCACAACGCGUCAGGUUGUGCCCUGGCUCGGGUUAGGCUACUGAGCCUUGGACUGGUGCCGCCUGAUAUGGCACACCGAGUGGAUACUCCCCAUCUCCCACCCUGGCAAAGCGGUGCCUUUUGGGCGCGGCUUAAUACACUUAUUCCCUUGGCUCUAGUAGUCUUGUUAACUUUCGAGAGAAACCCAUAAUGGUGUUUUCCUGUCAUGCUGAGCAUCUCCCAUCCCGAGAACCCGGGGGACAUGCCACCCUUUUCCCCUCCAAGAAGUGGCCCAUUCACCUGCUUGCAUUGUAGACAUGCGAUCCUCUACCCUUGCUGGUUUUAUGGCGCCCUUCGGCCUUCCCGCCUUCGCUGCGUCCUCCAACAAUACUGGUCCCGUAUGUGGUAG